This is a messenger RNA of Owenia fusiformis, 1160 nucleotides long. Lineage: Eukaryota; Metazoa; Annelida; Polychaeta; Sabellida; Oweniidae. The record is from the annotation of a GenBank genome assembly.
AAUCAAUUAAGUCUGUGAGAAAUAUAUUUGAAAGGGUUAAGAGAAUGGCCAUAGGUGCAGAGCAUAUGAUAUAAGAAUAGCACUAGAAAUAGAAUAUGAAACUAUACAUUAACAACAUGGAAAGUAAUUAGAAAUGAACAAUUAAGUAGUGAGCCUCUUUAUAAGCAUUUCAAAUGUUGGAAAUACACAGAGAAAUGUGCUUUAUUCAAUCUUUGAAAAAAAUAAUGAGAACAAAGCAUUUAGCCAGCUUCAAAUAAGUAUAAGAUGCCAUUGAUGAUGACCGACCACAACUGCAAAUCUAGUGACGAUCUUUCAGCACUUGGUGUACUGAAUGAUUGAUUAUAAACGUGAAACAAGGAAGAAACUCACCUGAAUCUCUGAGUCAUUUUUCCCACCUCCUCACAACAAACCGCUAAACCAAUCAGAUUCAAGGUCAUUCUCAUCCCGGAGAAACCGGAACUAUGGCGAGCAAGGAAGUGAAACGGUGGAUCCCACUAUGGAAACGUCUAGUGAAGGCCCCGAUAUAUCAGUUAGGUGACCCACAAUGGCGUGUGUUUCUACCAAUGUUCUGGAUGAAGAUGAAGAAACCUUCAUGUAAUGUGCCAAAUGACAAUGUAGAAUUUGAAGUUCAUCCACAGAUGAGUCGCAGGGAUGUAAAGAACUAUUUAGAGAAGAUAUAUGGUGUGAAUGUGCUGAAUGUACGCACAGUCCUGGUGCAAGCUAAGAAGAGAACCAACCCUGCUAAACCAGGUGUCAAGUGGCAGCCAGAGCCAGAGAAGAAAAUAGCACAUGUUACUCUAGCUGACGAAACUUUUGACUGGCCCGAUUUGUGGGAAAAUAAAAAGACAGGGAUGGAUCAGAUGGUCGAAAAUUAUGCAAAGGAGACUAAAGAGGGUGAUAAAUUAUUUCAAAAGACUUGGGAAAAACAGGAUCUUCCACCCUGGUUCCGGUAGCAUAUAGAUAAUUUAGGAAAUUUAGAAAUCUGGAAGUUUAAGAGAUGAGGUGUACUCCAACAAAAGACGGAAUCAACCAGAAAGAUCUGAUGUAGCAUUGGAAAAUUCGCAAAAUGGAUUUGUUUAAUGCCUAUGAUAUAAAGCAACUAUAAUUAUAAUAUCUUUAACAGGGCCAUGAUCAAUAGGGAUUUAAUACAAAAAGGAGUU